Molecule: messenger RNA, 1200 nt
Organism: Coccidioides posadasii C735 delta SOWgp
Lineage: Eukaryota; Fungi; Ascomycota; Eurotiomycetes; Onygenales; Onygenaceae
Gene: PEP2
Product: Vacuolar protease A
Biological process (GO): proteolysis
Cellular component (GO): fungal-type vacuole
Molecular function (GO): aspartic-type endopeptidase activity
Source: RefSeq, a predicted model, not a curated record
AUGAGGAACUCCAUCCUGCUCGCAGCCACCGUGCUGUUGGGCUGCACAUCCGCAAAGGUGCACAAGCUCAAGUUGAAGAAGCUUCCGUUGACAGAGCAGCUUGAAUAUGGCGACAUCGAAACCCACGUCAGGGCGCUCGGCCAGAAGUACUUCGGAUCUCUACCAUCGUCGCAGCAACAAACAGUCCUGUCAGAUGAGUACAGUACAACUGGCGGCCAUAACGUUUUGGUCGAUAAUUUCCUGAACGCCCAGUAUUUCUCCGAGAUCUCCAUAGGCAAUCCUCCCCAGAAUUUCAAAGUCGUUCUUGACACAGGAAGCUCAAAUCUCUGGGUUCCAUCUUCGGAGUGUGGUUCCAUCGCCUGCUACCUCCACAACAAGUACGAUUCAUCGGCUUCUUCGACCUAUAAGAAGAACGGAACAGAGUUCGCUAUUCGCUAUGGCUCAGGCAGCCUUUCUGGUUUUGUUUCACAGGAUACACUCCGUAUCGGUGACCUGACCAUCGAGGGACAAGAUUUUGCCGAAGCCACCAACGAGCCAGGCCUUGCUUUCGCCUUUGGCCGCUUCGAUGGCAUUCUUGGUCUAGGUUAUGACACAAUCUCCGUUAACAAGAUUGUUCCACCCUUCUAUAACAUGAUCAACGAAGGGUUGAUUGACGAGCCAGUCUUUGGCUUCUACCUUGGCGACACGAACAAGGAGGGUGAUGACUCGUAUGCUACUUUUGGAGGUGUCGAUAGCAGUUUGUUCUCCGGUGAGAUGAUCAAGAUUCCCCUCCGCCGCAAGGCCUACUGGGAAGUUGAUUUUGAUGCUAUCGCCUUUGGCAACGAGCGUGCUGAACUCGAAGACACUGGUAUCAUCCUCGAUACCGGUACUUCUCUCAUUGCCCUGCCAUCCACUCUUGCCGAGCUCCUUAACAGAGAAAUUGGUGCCAAGAAAUCCUGGAAUGGUCAAUACACCGUAGACUGCAACAAGCGCCCAUCGCUUCCAGACCUCACCUUUACUCUAUCCGGCCACAACUUCACUAUCGGACCAUAUGAUUACAUCCUCGAGGUCCAAGGCUCUUGCAUCAGCAGCUUCAUGGGCAUGGACUUCCCUGAGCCCGUGGGCCCUCUUGCCAUUCUUGGAGACGCUUUCUUGAGACGAUUCUAUACCAUGUAUGACUUGGGCAACAAUCUCGUUGGCCUUGCCAAAGCCGGGAACUAA